Coregonus sp. 'balchen' is the source of this 10896-nucleotide messenger RNA. The record is from the annotation of a GenBank genome assembly. Lineage: Eukaryota; Metazoa; Chordata; Actinopteri; Salmoniformes; Salmonidae.
UGUCUGCAGCUCUGUGGCAAGUUGUUCAGCGGAGAGACAUAAUGGACUAUGGCUUGGUGGAGGAGUUUGUCACCACUGUGUUGGAGGUAGUUCCUGAUCUGAUGAGUUACAGAGAGCGAGUCCAACUCAUCAUGGGGCUGCGAGCACAGGUGAGAGAUGGGACGGAUGGAAAAAGAGUGGAGGGAUGGGACACAGGGUUUUAUUUUAUUUGUAUGUAUUUUAUUUCACCUUUAUUUAACCAGGUAAGCCAGUUGAGAACAAGUUCUCAUUUACAACUGCGACCUGGCCAAGAUAAAGCAAAGCAGUGCGGAAAAAACAACAACAACAGAGUUACGUAUGGAAUAAACAAAACGUACAGUCAAUAACACAAUAGAAAAUCUAUAUACAGUGUGUGCAAAUGUAGUAAGUUAUGGAGGUAAGGCAAUAAAUAGGCCAUAGUGCAAAAUAAUUACAAUUUAGUAUUAACACUGGAGUGAUAGAUGUGCAGAUGAUGAUGUGCAAAUAUAGAUACUGGGGUGCAAAUGAGCAAAAUAAAUAACAAUGUAAAUAACAAUAUGGGGAUGAGGUAGUUGGGUGGGCCAAUUACAGAUGGGCUGUGUACAGGUGCAGUGAUCGGUAAGCUGCUCUGACAACUGAUGCUUAAAGAUAGUGAGGGAGAUAAGUGUCUCCAGCUUCAAAGAUUUUUGCAGUUCGUUCCAGUCAUUUGCAGCAGAGAACUGGAAGGAAUGGCGACCAAAGGAGGUGUUGGCUUUGGGGAUGACCAGUGAGAUAUACCUGCUGGAGCACAUACUACGGGUGGGUGUUGCUAUGGUGACCAAUGAGCUAAGAUAAGGCAGGGAUUUGCUUAGAAGGGAUUUAUAGAUGACCUGAAGUAGUUGGUGAACCAGGCAAGGCAGUCAUUUGAGAUACCAAGGCUAUUUAGUCUGCCAAUGAGAAUGCGGUGAUUGACAGAGUCAAAAGCCUUGGCCAGGUCAAUGAAGACGACUGCACAGUACUGUCUUUUAUCGAUCGCGGUUAUUAUAUAGUUUAGGACCUUGAGCGUGGCUGAGGUACACCCAUGACCAGCUCGGAAACCAGAUUGCAUUGCGGAGAAGUUACGGUGGGAUUCUAAAUGGUCGGUGAUCUGUUUGUUAACUUGGCUUUCAAAUACUUUCGAAGGGCAGGAUGGAUAUAGGUCUGUAACAUUUUGGAUCUAGAGUGUCACCCACUUUGAAGAGGGGGAUGACCGCGGCAGCUUUCCAAUCUCUGGGGAUCUCAGACGAUACGAAAGAGAGGUUCAACAGGCUGGUGAUAGGGGUUGCGACAAUUUCGGCGGCUAAUUUUAGAAAGAAAGGGUCCAGAUUGUCUAGCCCAGCUGAUUUGUAGGGGUCCAGAUUUUGCAGCUCUUUCAGAACAUCAGCUAUCUGAAUUUGUGUGAAGGAGAAGCCGGGGGGGGGGGGGGGCAUGGGCAAGUUGCAGCGGAGGGUGCAGAGCUGGUGGCCGUGGGUAGGGGUAGCCAGGUGGAAAGCAUGGCCAGCCGUAGCAAAAUGCUUGUUGAAAUUUUCGAUUAUCGUAGAUUUAUCGGUAGUGGCAGUGUUUCCUAGCCUCAGUGCAGUGGGCAGCUGGGAGGAGGUGCUCUUAUUCUCCAUGGACUUUACAGUGUCCCAAAACCUUUUGGAGUUAGUGCUACAGGAUGCACAUUUCUGUUUGAAAAAGUUAGCCUUUGCUUUCCUAACUGAUUGUGUAUAUUGGUUCCUGAAUUCCCUGAAAAUGUGCAUAUCGCGGGGGCUAUUCGAUGCUAAUGCCGUACGCCACAGGAUGUUUUUGUGCUGGUCAAGGGCAGUCAAGUCUGGGGUGAACCAGUGGCUAUAUCUGUUCUUAGUUCUGAAUUUUUUGAAUGGGGCAUGCUUAUUUAAGAUGGAGAGGAAAGCACUUUUAAAGAACAACCAGGCAUCCUCUACUGACGGAAUGAGGUCAAUAUCCAUCCAGGAUACCCGGGCCAGGUCAAUUAGAAAGGCCUGCUCGCUGAAGUGUUUUAGGGAGCGUUUGACAGUGAUGAGGGGUGGUCGUUUGACCGCGGACCCAUUACGGACGCAGGCAAUGAGGCAGUGAUUGCUGAGAUCCUGGUUGAAGACAGCGGAGGUGUAUUUAGAGGGUCAAUUAGUCAGGAUGAUAUCUAUGAGGGUGCCCAUGUUAACGGAUUUAGGGUUGUACCUGAUAGGUUCCUUGAUAAUUUGUGUGAGAUUGAGGGCAUCUAGUUUAGAUUGUAGGAUGGCCGGGGUGUUAAGCAUAUCCCAGUUUAGGUCACCAAGCAGUACGAACUCUGAGGAUAGAUGGUCCUCUGUAGCUCAAUUGGUAGAGCAUGGCGCUUGUAACGCCAGGGUAGUGGGUUCCAUCCCUGGGACCACCCAUACGUAAAACAUGUAUGCGCACAUGACUGUAAGUCGCUUUGGAUAAAAGCGUCUGCUAAAUGGCAUAUUAUUAUUAUUAUUAUUAUUAUAGAUGGGGGCAAUCAAUUCACAUAUGGUGUUCAGGGCACAGCUGGGGGCUGAGGGGGGUCUGUAGCAAGCGGCAACAGUGAGAGACUUAUUUCUGGAAAGGUGGAUUUUUAGAAGUAGAAGCUCAAACUGUUUGGGCACAGACCUGGAUAGUAUGAUAGAGCUCUGCAGGCUAUCUCUACAGUAGAUUACAACUCCGCCCCCUUUGGCAGUUCUAUCUAGACAGAAAAUGUUGUAGUUGGGAAUGGACAUUUCAGAAUCUUUGGUGGCCUUCCUAAGCCAGGAUUCAGACACUGCUAGAACAUCAGGGUUGGCUGAGUGUGCUAACGCAGUUAAUAACUCAAACUUAGGGAGGAGGCUUCUGAUGUUAACAUACAAGAAACCAAGGCUUUUGCGAUUACAGAACAACAAAUGAUAGCGCCUGGGGAGCAGGAGUGAUACUGGGGGAUACAGGGCCUGGGCUAACCUCUACAUCACCAGAGGAACAGAGGAGGAGUAGAAUAAGGAUACGGCUAAAGGCUUUAAGAACUGGUCUUCUAGUGCGUUGGGUACAGAGAAAAAAGGGGCAGAUUUCUGGGCGUUGUAGAAUAGAUUCAGGGCAUUAUGUACAGACAAGGAUAUGGAAGGAUAUGAGUACAGUGGAGGUAAACCUAAGCGUUGGGUAACGAUGAAAGAGAUAGCAUCACUGGAGGCACCGAUUGAGCCGGUCUCCGCGUGUGUGGGGGGUGGGACAAAGGAUCUAUCUGAGACAGGUUGAGCAGGACUGGGGGCUCUAUAUUGAAAAAGUACAGUUAGAACUAACUGAAACAGCAAUAGGCAAGGCAUAUUGACAUGGGAGAUAGGCAUAAAGCAGUCACAGGUGUUAUUCGAGAGAGCUAAGACAACAGCUGGUAAUGGCGACUAAAGUUUGAGCUGAGGCUAAACAGAUAAACAGGAUGGGGUACCAUAUAAAGGAACAGUCCAGCAGGCAUCAGCUGUGUAGCUGAGUGAUCAUAAGGUCCAGUGAACAGCAAUAAGUAAGUCCGGGAGCAGUUCAGUGGCUGCUACGCUACAGGCGAGCUGGAGGCACGGCUGUUGAUUGCGUGUGCUAGCGGGCCGGGGCUAGCAGAUGGAUCUUCGUGGUCGUCGCAAUGGGAAGCCUGUUGUAACCACAUCAGACGAUUACGUUGGCAGACCAGUCGUGAUGGAUCGGUGGGGCUCCAUGUCAACACUAGGAGGUCCCGUCCGGUUGACAGAGAGGUAGAUAGCCGGGAGAUGGGCCUGGCUCGAGGCUAGCUCAAGGCUAACUGGGGUUAGCUUCAGGACAGUGGUGAUUAGCCAACAACGACAACAACCAUUCGGUUGCAGCUAGCUAGUUGCGAUGAUCCGGUGUUAAGGUCCAGUGAUUCAGUGAUUCCUGCAGAAAAUCCGAUAUGCUCUGGCUCGAUAGCGCGAUGUGCAGAGUGUCCAUGGCCGUGGCCUGCACUACCUACCAGCCAGCUCUAGCCUGGCCGAUAAUUGUCCAGGCUAGAGCUGGCUGGUAGGUAGUGCAGGCCACGGCCACGGACAACGGUGAAGACCGCUAACGGUGGCUAAUAGCAAGUAGCUAGUUAGCUGGCUAGUUUCAGCCAGAAGUUCUGGAUAAAAAUGUAUGAAGAAAUAAUAGAAUCCGUUCCACAUUGGGUGAGGAAGGUUGCAGGAAAGUAUAUUUAGUUAAAGGAUGGAAAGUGAGAUUGAGAAAUAUAUACGAAAAAGACAAAAAACAAAAAACAGGCUAUUUACAUGAGGACACUACAGAAAACACGACCGCACUGCUAUGCCAUCUUGUAUGUAGUCAUAGACUACAUACAGUGCCUUCAGAAAGUAUUCGUACCCCUUAACUUACUCCACAUUUUGUUGUUACAGCCUGACAAUCUCACCCAUUUACAAACUAGGGUUGGACGGUAUCCAGUUUUUCAUGUCGUCAUACCGUCCUUCUUUCACCCUUAGUACACAAGGGGGCGCCAAAACGCAACAAAUACCAUUGGGUGUCUAUUACCAGAACGCUAACAGUCUUACCUUAGCACAAGUAAUAGCGAAUUUCUAUGGAGGCUGCUAGCUAAAUAUGCUAACGAGCUCAAAAGAAAAUAAACAAAUUGCAAUAACAGGCAAUCCAGCUCAUAAAGUUAUACAUAUAUACACUACCGGUCAAAAGGUUUAGAACACCUACUCAUUCAAGGGGUUUUCUUUAUUUUUACUAUUUUCUACAUUGUAGAAUAAUAGUGAAGACAUCAAAACUAUGAAAUAACACAUAUGGAAUCAUGUAGUAACCAAAAGUGUUAAACAAAUCAAAAUAUAUUUUAUAUUUGAGAUUCUUCAAAUAGCCACCGUUUGCCUUGAUGACAGCUUUGCACACUCUUGGCAUUCUCUCAACCAGCUUCACCUGGAAUGCUUUUCCAACAGUCUUGAAGGAGUUCCCACAUAUGCUGAGCACUUGUUGGCUGCUUUUCCUUCACUCAUAAACGAUGAGGUUUAUGGGAAAUGUAGCAAUUUACACAUUGCUUUUGUACUACGAAAAUGUCACCCAUAGUCUCUUACCUGCAGGUUGGUGUAAAUAAUAAUAAAUUUAAUUUUUUACUCCAUCAGCUGGUCCUGGAGUUGUGUCGUACAGAUCACCUAGCCGACCCCGAGACCAUCCAGCCACACCUGAACAGGAUUAGAUCCUGUGUCAUCACUCAUAGGGAAAAGGAGGUGAGUGCUGCUACUCAGUGAAAUAUCAAGACUGAUAACUCUGCUGUUGUUUAACAUUGUCUAGUUAAAUUGACUGACUGUUCAAUGCUUGCUGUAGAUUCCUGAUCCAGAGGUGGAGGCAUCAGAAUCCAACUUCCUGAAGCUGAUUCAAAGUCUGCUGGAAGACCCAGUUGAGAGGGAACACUUCUUCCAGGUCAGUGUUGUCACUGACUGUGUAGCUGAUAAAUUAUACAUGACAUGACAUUUUUCUUUAGAAGGUUACCAAAAUGUGAAAGGUAUGAAUACUUUCACUUGCAUUGUAGAUCAUUGUUUUAAUUCAAAAGCAUGGACAUAAUGUUCUUGUUUGUUUUCUAGAAUGUUUAUUCAGAGGAAUUCGGCCUCAAGUAUGACUCCGCACUGCAGAGUCUGAUGUGGGAGUUCCUUUCUAGGCUGGAGAAGCUGCUUCCAACACCAACCCUUCAACAGGUACCAUGCUAACAUGUUAUUACCAUCAUCAGUCUACUUUCAUACAACAAUCAGUGUACAAAGGGAUCCUUUACAAAUCGGUUGGUAGGGGUUGGACCAAAGGUGACAGUGUUACACUUUGGGUAAGCAGGCUUUAUGCUUAUUUAGAUAACAUACUCCAGGUGGCAGUACGCACCCUUUCAGUUUGUUUACAGACUGUCAAUACACUAAUAGAAGUAGAAUAAGAAAUUGGCUACUUUCAAAUGGAGGUAGCCCUCAAUGCCGCCAUCCAUGCCGUCACUGAAGCAAUUAUGGCAAAGAUGUGCCCCCUAUCCAACUCUAUUGGUUAAACCAAAUGUUGAAAUUAUAUAAAUGCAAAAUGUCUAUUAAUUGGAUCCAAUUAUGGUAGAAUGCAACAUGCAUAGAGAGAUGUUUCUAUUAACCGACAGGUUUUAUAUAAAAUAUUAAUGCAGAUGAUAUUAUAGAAACGGGGGCAAUUGCCAUUCCUCUUUCCAUUAGACUGCAUCUUGGUUUCUACCUGACCCUUCUGUCCUGGAGGACUGUGUGCAGUUUGUGUGUCACCCCGAGCCUUUGAAGACCUUUCUCCAGUACCACAACAACACAUAUGGAUAUGUGGACACCAAUGGUAAGAGCUACGUUACGCUGAGCUUUAAUGUAUAACAUAGAAUUUAAACAAACUUGAACUCACUGUUCACUACUAUAUCAUAUAACUGCUGGUUGUUUAUUAUCAAUGCCAUAAACAGACAUUGGUUUGUGUCCCUAAAACUACAAAAGAAGAACCAGGGUUUGUUUGACUUGCAUGUUUUGAUAUUGACUUGUAUUUCCUUGUCUUCCUGUCUCAGCUCUAUCUUCGGUCGACUACAUCCUCUCAUCGCUGUCACUCUCUCCUCUAAAGACAGUUGUGAUCUUUCCAGACCAAACUGACCCAGAGAUCAAAUCAGAACUCAUGGAGGAAACUUUGCCAUAUGAACAUAUGAACAUUCAAAGCCCCGCCUCAUCUGACAACGAUUCAGAAAUGCUUCCUUUGUUGGAGUCAGAUUACGUGAAGAGAGGAGAAGGGAUGCAUUCAGACGGAAAUUUGAAUGUUGAGAUUUUGUCUUUACAAAUUCAAGGUUCAUCUCUUCAUUCAGAAGAGGUGUGUAUACACAAGGAAACUACUGAGGGAAACCUUAAACACAAGACACAUGACAAAGAGUCAGCAAAAGAGUGGGAAAUAGAUGGAGCGUUUCACCAACCUCAAACUGACAGUGGGCUACCUCAAACUGACAGUGGGCUAAAAAUACAAAAACCUCACAGCAUCCAACAGAAAGUGCAGGACCGUUCUAGUUUGUCAACUUCUGGUCUUCUCCGUCAGCCCACAGUGCUGCUGCACCGACUUGACAUUACUGAUAUGCCGUUACCUGUGUCAUCUCCAACAUUGAGUCCAACAUUGAGACGAAAGAGGCUUCAAAUUGAAAAAGUGGGAUCCAAAGGACAGAGAGCAGGACGGGUCAUAUCACCAAAAAGUAAGAGGAAUGCCAAUGGACAGCCACCACCAGAGACUGAGUAAGAAUUCGUGAAUUUAUUAUACUGGAAACAAUUCUUGCAACUGGUAAUGUUCCAUUACAAUCCUAACGCUCCUUCAAUUUUGUAUUUUUCAGACAAGACAGUGUAACCUCAAACGAUGAUGCUCCCAAGAAAAGGAAAGCUGGUAGGAAAAUCAUCAUCCUAACUAUGAUUCAGGCUGUCAAUUUUAUACAGAAUCUGCUUCAAGUGAUAUUUGGCUCAAUGUUUAUAAUAUGUUAAAGGUAAGCUCAGUAUUUUACAACGUGAUGUCAGAUGGUUUCUCACCCUGAAAGUAUACUAUAGGCCAGGAGAACUGUAAUCAAUGGUUCAGUUUUCUACAAACGUCAGCUAAUUUCAGUCACCGCUUGCUAACAAUGAAUGGGAGUGGUAGGGGUCUGUGGUGCCUGUUGAAAGGAAUGGCCAAAUCAUGUAUAACAGGCACCACAUACCCCUCCCAUUGAUUUAUUAGCUAGCUGUGGCUAAAGUUAGCUGAAGUUUGUAGUGGCUGUUUAAAGAAAACCGAACCAUGGAUUACAGUUUAUCCUGGCCCAUAGACUACUUUCAGGGUGAGAAACCAUCUAACAUUAAGUUUUAAAGUACUUCCCCUUCAAUCUCUUACCUUGGAGUGCAUGUUCAAAAAGUCACACAUUUGGCAAUUUUGUUAAUAGCACAAAACAUGGCUGCUAAAGGUAAAGCAAUUUGAAUAUCUAAGGCAGACAGUGUAUCUAUAACUGUUUGACCCUUACUUGUUCUCCUAGAUUUUGCCAUAUUUUGAGAUCACCAUUUUUCAUUUUCAACUCAAGGUAGAGCCCUAGAGGAAGAGAAACUGCACCACCACAUAAAGGACUUUCACUCAGAGGAGUGCAGUGGACAGAACAGAGAACCUUUUGACAGUGUACCUCAGUAUUCUUUGGCCCCUGACCUAUCCCAUGUAACGGGGCAGUCUAAUAGAAGCAAGCGGGUCAAAACGUGCUCUUUAUGUGGGAAGACUUUCAUUGGAGCAAAGGAUUUGACGGCACACAUGAGAUCUCACACUGAGCAGAGUCCUUACCAGUGUACCCAGUGUUUGCAAAGCUUUGAACACCAGGAGGAUUUACAGAAACAUCAACAGAUUGGGUGUGAGGUGGCAGCUCAACCAGAAGAGGACAACAUGUCUACGGCAUCUUUUGAAGAGGAUAACAUGUCUACAGCAUCUUUUGAGGAAAGGAUAGAGAUAUCCAAGCCCCAUGGCACUUCACCCCUGAGCCCAACAACUUCUAACGUUUGUCCCACUCCAAGAGAGUUUUCCAAAUCCAGAACUUGCCAUGUGUGUCACGAAACUUUCCAUAGUGCAUAUUUAAUGAGAAAGCACCUGAAUUCCAAACAUGAUCAGUUCCCUUACCAGUGCUGUGACUGUGGAGAAAAUUUCAAGAGGAAGUUUCAUUUGAAGGAACAUAAGAAAUUGUGCUUGGCGGCGAGCUCAACAACUUCCAACAUUCGUCCCACUCCAGAUCAGUCUUCCAAAGCCAGAACGUGCAGUUUGUGUAACAAGACUUUUGACAGUCCAUAUUUAAUGAGAAAGCACCUCAAAUCCCAACAUGAUCAACUCCCUUACCAGUGCCCUGGCUGUAGAGGAAAUUUCAAAAGGAAGUUUCAUUUGAAGGAGCAUAAAAAAAAGUGCUUGGUGGCGAAGAGUCUCCUCUCUUGCUCUCUGUGUGACAAACAUUUCAUUGAAGCAAGCGAUUUGACAAAACACAUGAGAUCUCACACGUAUCAGUGCACCAAGUGUUUGCAAAGCUUUGAACGUCAGGAGGACUUACAGAAACAUCUGCAGAAUGUGCUUGAGGAGUCAGCUCAACUAGAAGAGGACAACACGUCGAUGCCAUCUUUUGAGGAUGGGACAGAGAUAUCCCAGCCCAACGACACUUCCAAUGUCCUUCCCACUCGAAAGGAGUCUUCCAGAGCCAGAACAUGCCGUUUGUGUCACAAGACUUUCGACACUAUACAUUUAAUGAAAAAGCACCUGAAUUCCAAACAUGCUCAGCUCCCUUACCAGUGCCUCCAAUGUGGAGAAAACUUCAGGAAGAAGUUUAAUUUGAAAGAACAUCAGAAAGAGUGCCAUAAGCCCACUCCAACACAGUCGUCCAAAGCCAGAACAUGCCGUGUGUGUCACAAGACUUUCGUUAGUGUACAUUUAAUGAGAAAGCACCUCCAAUCCAAACAUGAUCUGCUCCCUUACCAGUGCAUCGGCUGUGGAGAACAUUUCUACAAAAAUUCUCACUUGCUGGAACAUGAAAAGGUGUGCUCGGCGGCAAAGAGGCUCCUCACUUGUUGCGAGUGUGGUAAGACUUUUAAGCUCUCUAAGCUUAAGGGGUGUAACCAGGUGAACCAACAGCAGGCUCCUAGGGAGGCUCACCAAGAUACCAGCACAAUUCUAAUAGUAGAAAAUGGGAUGGAGAUUCCCCAGUCCUUCAGCACUACACCCCAGAACCCAACAACCUCCAAUGCUCUCACAAUUCAAGGACAAUCCUCAAAAAUAGCCAACCAUUAUGAAACAUGUCUUUUGUGUAAUGAAACGUUUGAAAAUGGAGAGAAUCUGAGAAAGCAUAUGAAAUUUCAACAUGAUGUUCGUCCGUACCUGUGCCUUGAUUGCGGGGAGACAUUCCAAAGCAAAUCUGAACUACAGAAACAUUCUGGCAUUCAUUUGGGCUCCAGAAAGUGUCCUUUGUGCGUUAAAAAUACUUCUCAAUCAACGCCGCAGCAUGUUCAGAGACAACAGCAAGACUUGAGGGUGUCAAGUGAGGGAGUCAACCCAAACCAGCACCAAAGGGAUGUUGAUCCAGCAGAUGGCAGUAGCUAUCUGGCAUCAAGGGAACAUGAGACAGAGAUUCCCCAGCCUUCAACCUAUCUAUGUGAUACAUGUGGUAAAGACUUCCCAUCUCUGUGCCGAUUGAAAAGACAUUUGCAAGUACAUACAGGAGAGCAGCCUUUUCCUUGCACGGAUUGUGGCAAAUGUUUUACUUGCAAGGGUAGUCUGAAAAUCCAUCAACGCCUUCAUACAGGAGAGCGGCCAUUUGCGUGCACUUUAUGCCAACAACGCUUUAUCACAAAUAAACACCUAAAAAGACAUAUGUUUACUCACACAAGGGAGAAGCCUUUUCGGUGUUCAGCUUGUGGGAAAACGUUCAAAACGAAACAAGGUUGGAGCAGACAUCAGCAAUUUAGGCGUUGUUACCUAGGAAAACAUACUAGAGCAAGUUGGCUAGAAAAUCAGAAGGACUUACAAAAACAUCAGCAGAUUGGAUAUGAGGAGGCAGCUCAACCAGAAGAGGAUAACAUGUCUACAACAUCUUUUGAGAAUGAGACAUCCCAGCCCCAUGGCACUUUAGCCCAGAGCCCAGACACAUCUAAUGUUCGUCCUACUCCAAUACAAUCCUCCAAAGCCAGAACGUGCCACGUGUGUCAUGAAACCUUCCAUAGUGCAUAUUUAAUGAGAAAGCACCUGAAUUCCAAACAUGACCAGCUCCCUUACCAGUGCCUUGACUGUGGAGAAAAUUUCAAGAGGAAGUUUAAUUUGAGGGAACAUAAGGCAAAGUCCCAUUCUACGUCAAACUCCAAAGCCAGAACAUGCUGUUUGUGUAACAAGACUUUCAACAGUCCGUAUUUAAUGAGAAAGCACCUCAAAUCCCAACAUGAUCAACUCCCUUACCAGUGCCGCGAC